CUAACUACAAUAUAUUUUGUGCUCAAUUUUCAAGUUGUUCAGCUGUUUUCCGUGCUGUCUUUAGUCAAUGCUGGGCCUUUUUCGAUUUUUUUUAACUUUUGAAACGGGUAUUGAAGGAAGCAAACGUUAAAUUAUUAAAAUGACGUUAAACCUAUUGAGAUGUUCAUUUAUAAAUUAUGGAUUAUUAGAAUUAAAGAAAUCAUCGCCGUUUUUAACACUAAGACUGUCAUUAUAUACAUCUAAAGCCAGUAAAAAGGAGUCAAAUGGUGAAUUUCGAAUUGAAAGGGACACUUUUGGUGAGCUGAAGGUCCCUGCUGACAAAUAUUAUGGAGCACAAACAAUGCGAUCAAUGAUAAAUUUUCCAAUAGGUGAUAGUUUUGAACGAAUGCCUUAUGGCGUUAUUGUUGCAAUGGGUAUAUUAAAGAAAGCUGCAGCUCUGGUAAAUAAAGAGUAUGGAAUGGAUGUAAAAAUAGCAGAUGCUAUUAGCAGAGCUGCAGAUGAUGUUAUAUGUGGAGACCUUUAUAAUGAUCAUUUUCCAUUGGUAAUUUGGCAAACAGGUUCUGGUACACAAAGCAAUAUGAACACUAAUGAGGUGAUCUCAAAUCGUGCAAUUGAAUUACUUGGUGGUAAACUUGGGUCAAAAAAUCCUGUUCAUCCAAAUGAUCAUGUAAAUAAAUCUCAAAGUAGUAAUGAUACAUUUCCUACUGCUAUGCAUAUAGCAGUUGCUUUAGAAAUUAACAGAGUAUUACUUCCUGGUUUGGAAAAAUUGCAUUCUGCAUUAGAUGAAAAGGCUAAAGCAUGGAAAGAUAUAAUAAAAAUUGGUAGAACUCAUACUCAAGAUGCUGUCCCCUUAACAUUAGGACAAGAAUUUUCAGGUUAUGCAACACAAGUAUGCAACGGUAUUAAAAGAGUGAAAAAUACUCUUCCAAGAUUAUACGAGAUAGCACUUGGUGGUACUGCGGUAGGAACAGGAUUAAAUACACCAAAAGGUUUUGCAGAGAAAGCAGCAGCAAAGAUUGCAGAACUUACUGGCUUACCUUUUGUAACUGCUCCUAAUAAAUUUGAAGCUUUAGCAACUAAAGAUACUAUGGUAGAAGUGCAUGGUGCAUUUAAUACAGUAGCAGUUUCACUUAUGAAGAUAGCUAAUGAUAUUCGAUUUUUGGGAAGUGGACCUCGUUGUGGUUUAGGAGAACUAUCUCUUCCUGAAAAUGAGCCGGGAAGUUCCAUCAUGCCUGGUAAAGUUAAUCCAACACAAUGCGAAUCAUUGACUAUGGUUUGUUGUCAAGUUAUGGGUAAUCAUGUUGCUGUAACUGUCGGUGCAAGUAAUGGCCAUUUUGAGCUUAAUGUAUUUAAACCUCUGAUAGUUGCAAAUACAUUAAGAUCUGCAAGAUUAUUAGGUGAUGCUUGUGCAUCAUUUACGAAGAACUGCGUCGUCGGUAUUAAACCGAAUAAAGAUCGUAUUAGUAAACUUUUGAAUGAAAGUUUAAUGCUUGUUACUGCCUUAAAUCCACAUAUUGGUUAUGACAAGGCUGCUAAAAUUGCAAAGCAAGCUCAUGCAGAAAAUCUCACAUUAAAAGAAUCAGCACUGAAAAAUGGUAUAACUGCAGAACAAUUUGAUGAAUGGGUGAGACCAGAAAAUAUGAUUGGCCCCAAAUAAGUUCAAUUAAAUUGAAAGAAGUUAAAAUCAUACAUUUUGUACUAAUAGCUAUUGUUUGUUUACUAUAAGUAUUAUUUUAAAAAAAUAAAAACAUUUUUAUUACAUAU
Molecule: messenger RNA, 1764 nt
Organism: Frieseomelitta varia
Lineage: Eukaryota; Metazoa; Arthropoda; Insecta; Hymenoptera; Apidae
Product: fumarate hydratase, mitochondrial-like
Exons: 7
Coding region: 140-1657 (505 amino acids)
Biological process (GO): tricarboxylic acid cycle; fumarate metabolic process; malate metabolic process
Cellular component (GO): tricarboxylic acid cycle heteromeric enzyme complex; mitochondrion
Molecular function (GO): fumarate hydratase activity
Source: RefSeq, a predicted model, not a curated record